AACACCCUGACAGACGAGUCCUUGAAGAAAAUGGAGAUGUUAAAAACAGCAAAACAGGCCUAGGAGGAUCAUUAUGAUUCACUUAUCCAGUUGUAAAUGAGAAGCCAUGGACGUCUGCUCCUUUGGGAAUCUCCACCCCUUUGAAAAGAAAAUAGAGGUUAAAAAUCUGCUAAACGAGUUAGCAGCAACCAGGAUCCUUCUCUUCCACAGGAGGAGGCAUGGUGUUCCACAGGGUAGUAUUGGGAACUGCUGUCAGGCUUGUUUGCACUGUAUAGCAUUACUCAGAUGGCAGAAUAUACAACAGAAAACAGAUCUCAAAACUGCCCUUGUGCAGGGAGACGAUUUCUCAUCAGGCACCAGCAGCCGGAGCACCAAGCUCAUUCACGGAGGAGUCCGAUAUCUACAGAAAGCCAUCAUGAAAUUGGAUUACAAACAGGACAACACAACGAUGCUCGAGUGAACCUCGCCAUCGCCCUCACUGCUGCCAGGUAUGGGGCUGCCAUAGCCAAUUACACUGAAGUGGUGCACCUACUGAAGAGGGCAGACCCUCAGACGGGGAAGGAGAGGGUCUGCGGAGCGCACUGCAGGGAUGGGAUCACAGGGCAGGAAUUUGAUGUCAGAGCCAAAUGUGUUAUCAAUGCCACGGGACCUUUUACAGACGCGCUGUGGAAAAUGGAUGAUCAGAAGAACCCCGACAUCUGUCAGCCCAGUGCUGGGGUGCACAUCGUCAUCCCAGGCUAUUACAGGACAAUAUGUGCACCCUUGGUUGAAGCAAGGGGAGCAGCGGCUGGAAUUGAAACCAGCUGA
Molecule: messenger RNA, 807 nt
Organism: Epinephelus fuscoguttatus (brown-marbled grouper)
Lineage: Eukaryota; Metazoa; Chordata; Actinopteri; Perciformes; Serranidae
Product: glycerol-3-phosphate dehydrogenase, mitochondrial-like
Exons: 7
Coding region: 286-807 (173 amino acids)
Biological process (GO): glycerol-3-phosphate metabolic process
Cellular component (GO): glycerol-3-phosphate dehydrogenase (FAD) complex; mitochondrion
Molecular function (GO): glycerol-3-phosphate dehydrogenase (quinone) activity
Source: RefSeq, a predicted model, not a curated record